AUGCAAAGCACACAAGGUCAGAUUUAUCCAGAGCAACAUCCUCAAUAUUCUCAAUCAAAAGAAAGGAUUCAUGCCCAAGCACAUGAAGUACAAUAUCAGCAAGAUCUGCAACGCAAAGAAAGUCUGCAAGUUGUUAAUCGGAUUUACAAUACGCAAGAUCAAGUAAAAUUACAAUUGCAAGUACAAGACAUAGAACCACAACGAGAUCCACAGUUGCGCGUAGAACAACCGAUUAUACUCUCGACUAAAUUAGUGGCAACCUCAUCACUUCCCGUACCUCAAGGACAAACACUAGCAGAGACUUCGCUAAUACUACGUUCGCAGAAACAAGAUACUCCAGCGCAACAAGGACAAGAAUAUGAUAUGAGUAUGGAAACCAUUACCAGACAAGUUAAGGUGAUUGACGAAACACCAAGUACUAGCCAAUCAUCGCAUCAACUAUCAGAAACUCGUACAGAAAAGGUUUUGGAAAAACGCAUCAGCCCACCAGAACAGCUAUCACAGCCACAUCCAAGAAAACUUGAUUGUAUGCACCAGAAUGACAAA
Teleopsis dalmanni is the source of this 546-nucleotide messenger RNA. Its product is annotated as putative mediator of RNA polymerase II transcription subunit 26. Lineage: Eukaryota; Metazoa; Arthropoda; Insecta; Diptera; Diopsidae. The transcript has a single exon. The record is from RefSeq and is a predicted model, not a curated record. The annotation marks the transcript as partial.